UUCAAAGUUACCAUUGGCUGUUGUUGUAAGCACCAUGUUUGCCAAGACUGUAUAGACUUUACGAUUGACUGUUUGGCUUGAUAUUCUAAAACGUCUAAAAAUGUAACAGGAUUAACGAUCACAGCCACCAAACAUUUUAUUUACUUCCCCCUGUCUGCUUUUAACCGCAAGACACUGCACUCACUGUCUAAGUACUCGUGUGUUGCUUUAUUGUGCUCGUAAGCCGUGAAAUUCUGUCAAUGGAGGCUUUGUAACGGUUUGUCACCUUCUCUGCUUUACGCCGUUGUUUUAUGUUUCCGCCGUAUUACCCAUUUUGAUGCUAUUGCCUUUAUUUAGCCGUCGUUGUUUAUUUUUGUUAUCGGUUCAUAUAAACGUAGUCGAGUUAAAUGCGAACGCAUUUAGAUUGCAGCCAAUUGCUGCCGAGGCAACAUCAAACAAAGAGUAUGAGCAUUAUUUUCGGCAGAAGACAAUGGAGCAGGUGCCUCCGUGGAUGGUCUUUUCAGGCCAGGGGCACGCAGCUGAUUUUGUUGCUGCUAGUACACCAAACAUACAACCAUGUACUGAGCGAAAGGAUCGUUGAGAACAUUUAUGACGAUGUGGACUUGAGCGACAACAUCUACAGUAAUUCGACGGCUAGUGGCAAUGGUGGACCAGCUGGUCAAAGUAGCAAUGUUGUGCAUUCAUUCCGCUUUCGCGAUUUCGAGCCACGUUCCAUGGGUGAAAUAAAUUCAAAAGAUGCUGCAGAGGAGAUGAGUAAUAAAUUGAGGGAAAGUCUGUUUGAAAAACGCAAGGCGCGUGGAAUACAUUUCGAGGCUGACGGAAAAGAUCUCUCCAUAAACCUUGAAUUCAUUGUGCCUGUCUUCCGAGUGCCCAUUGAACGCAGUUUUGAAAUUACACAGACGGCUUUUCGUAAAUUUACCGAUUUAAAUUCGCGUAACCUUCUACUAGGCGGCGGUCUUGCUGUUGCAGGAGCUCUUGUUGCGGCAGUGAUCAAAACUGUGACCACGCCAACAUUCUAUGGAUAUGGCUACAAGAAAGCCAAUCGUGGCGCAGAUUUUACGGAAGGGCUCAGCUUCGUCAGUUAUGAUCCGGUGGGCGGUGACGGUGUUACGGUAAAGAAAUCUGUUAGCAGAGUCCAAGAUGUGUUAAAUGUGCUGGAACGAAGUCUACACGCUAAUAACGUGAAUAUAAGUGCGUGCGCUCAGCGCGCCAUCUGCGGUUACAUCCAGCAAGCCACAGCAGUUGUUCGGGAAGGUCGUGCAUCUCCAACUGAACGCAUAGUCGAUGGGCUCGUCAAUUUAGAUCUGCUAAGGGUUUACCUUAAUGACACAACUCUGAAGAAAGCCAUAGAUUUAGGGCGUACAAGUAAUGCGACCACUUGCGAGCACAUUUAUCGGAACUGUAAAUGGUCAAACAUGAAGAAUACAACAUGGAAAAUUGUUGCGAACUUUUUGGUCAGUUACUUAGAACGACUCAGGUAGUAUUAAACAUAACUGUAACUGUAUUAAAUAUUCUUAAAUGUAACUGGGAUUAAACAUACAGCUAUAAUAUUUAUUAUGUAUGUACAUA
This is a messenger RNA of Rhagoletis zephyria (snowberry fruit fly), 1569 nucleotides long. RefSeq lists its product as uncharacterized. NCBI's taxonomy places the organism in Eukaryota, Metazoa, Arthropoda, Insecta, Diptera, Tephritidae. The record is from RefSeq and is a predicted model, not a curated record.